AUAACUUCUUAACGAUCAUAGGAAAAGAACUUAUUUAUUUGACCUCCUACUUACAAUGUUUUAAACUUUAAUACUAACUUAAAUUUUGUUAAUUGGUAAUAGAACUAAAAUUUAUUUGAAAUGUCUCAUCAAUCUCACAUCACCAAUCCAAACUCAAACUCUGAUUCCACCCUAAAGGAAACAUUAACGGAGAAUCUCAAGGGAUACCAAGUGCUCGUGGACAAUCUUACCAACCAUCUUGGAAAUUUAAUUAAGCACGAUGAAAAACGAUCCUCAGACCUAUUUGAAAUUAUAGGUUUGCUUUCCCAACAAGUUACCGAACUUCAGAAAUAUGCUGAUGCUCUGCAAAAGCAUGCUGAUGCUCUGCUUAAACAAGCUGAGGCUCUGCAAAAACAAGCUGAUGCUAUGCAAAAACAAGUCGAAAUCCUGCAAAAACAGGCUGAUGACUCGAGAGAACUCACCAAAGAAAUCUUAUUGAUGUCCAAAGAGUUCCGCUCUGGCUCUGUUGUCUCUUCAGGUGACAACCCCAGUGCUCUUCAACAAAUCACUGAUUACCAUAUUGAUGAUAAGUUAGAUCUGAUUUAUAAAUCCUCGGUUCAGAAAUUCUCUAAACUGCUUAGAUCAGAUCUGGGGAUCGGUCCUUUAUUGAAAUACUUUUAUGAUUUCAGAGCAUUCCUUGAAUUCCACAAAAAGGGUCACUUAGCUGACUACUUAGAUGGAAUGGAUGUUAAAAAUAUUACUCUGUCCGAGAAAGAUACACUUGGACAAAUGAUCCGCUCCGCUGUUGAUAAUAAAAUUGAAGAAGAUUUAAGAAUUAAUCCUCUCACUACUUCGGAUCAGAAGGAAGAUGACUAUGCCAUCAAACUUUUUAAUUAUGUUAUGAAGAAAGUAAUUGGUAAAAAGCUUGAACUUCAAGACUAUUUGUCUUAUGCUAACACUAUUCAUUUGCAAGUCAAGCAAAAUGGGUUGAAUUUAUAUAAAUUUAGAAUCGGUCAACUUAAACACUUACAAACAUGGUUCAACCUUGGGAAUAACGAACCACAUGCCAUCAACAAUUUAUAUAAUAAUCUUCCAGAAAAUGCUAAACGCUACAUAAGAAAAUCAUGGUGUGAUGAUAAUAAUAUCGCCUCUACCAGUAAAGUCGAAGACUUAGAUGAUGACAUAAAAGACGGUUUAACAACAUUUGACCAAUACUUGGGAUAUGCUACAGUUGCUUAUCAUAAUAUGCCGAUGGAAAAUGAUUCCUCGUCAAUUAUGAAAACCCGAGUAUCUCAUCCACCUAACAAGGAUGAAAAUAAAAGAAAUAUUAGUAAUAAACCAAAAAGUAGCAACAAGAAAGAAAAGGCGUUUGUGAAUAAAGCUACUACUAUUACUAAUACCACCAGUGGAGAUUCUGCGAGGCCUAGUUAUCAUUGAUUCGGGUGCAGAUGUGUCAAUCACCCAUAGAGUUGAAUUAAUUCACGACUAUGUUAGCCUCAAAGAUAGCCACAUGGGUUGCGUCGGUAUAAAUGAUGAAUCUACGCCAAUUGACGGUGUCGGUUUCUUGCUAUUGAAUUUCGGAGGAGAACUAAUUAAAUUAAAUGUUUUCCAUGUACCAUCUACACAAAACACAUGUAUCAGUGAAAAUGAUUUGAUGAAAGCUGAUCAAAGAAUUAAAGUAGACUC
Molecule: messenger RNA, 1665 nt
Organism: Hyphopichia burtonii NRRL Y-1933
Lineage: Eukaryota; Fungi; Ascomycota; Pichiomycetes; Serinales; Debaryomycetaceae
Product: coiled-coil domain-containing protein
Exons: 1
Coding region: 121-1416 (431 amino acids)
Source: RefSeq, a predicted model, not a curated record